CCCCUUCCGGGCCCCCGCCAGCUGAGGGGAGCCGCCGACUGGAGCCGCCGUCCGGCUCCCCGGCCCCCCAAACAAAGGACCCGCCGGGUCCUAGUGCCCGCCCGCUCCGUCACCUUCGCGCCUCCGGGUCCUAGCGCCUGCUCACCGCUCGCAGCCCACCCUGCCAACCUCUGCCUCUGCCAGUCGCUAAUACCUGCCCCCAUAUAGGCUUGCCUUUAUCUUUCUCCUUGCCUGCUGCCCCUCAGCUCGCGACCCUCCUGCACCUGCCUCCAGCUUUCCCUGUCCGCAACAGUCCUCCACGUGUUUCCCACGCACCCCACUUCUGUGCCCCCUUCCUCACCCCCCUUGUUCCUUCGCCUUUUGCCCCACACCUCCUGCUCCUUUUCGGCAUUUGCCUGCAGCUGCAGUGCUUUUAGACCCCCGCCCUCUCCGCGUUAGUUCGUCCGUCCAUCCAUCUAUCCUCCCUCCCUCCAUCCUUCGGUCCAUCCAUCCAUGCCUCCAACCCACUGUCCUUUCCCAGGCCUCUUGCCCUGCCUCUUGGCUCUCUGCUCUUACUCUCACCUUCUCUAGGCCCCUGAGUGCCUUAGUGAGCGGGCCUACAGCCCCUUCUUCUGAUCUUUGUCUUCUGGGCCCCAGGGAGCACCUGGCCUCGUGGCCUUUCGGGGUGACAGCAGGCAUCACGCCCCUGAAGAAGUUUGCAAAAACUGAGGUACAAGGGCAACCCCUGCCCAAAGGCCCUCUAAGAAGGGGAGGGACUUGCAUAGCUGACCAAGGAGACUUUGAAGAUGCUCAAGGACCAAAGACAGCAGUUUCUCUGCUCUGUGACCAUCCUAUCAGUGCAGGACCUGAGAAGCUGGGUGUAACUUUGACAAUGCUAUGGUAACCCAGGUGGAGCAAAAUUGAGUUCAUGGGGGUGGGGACCUGGGAGAGUAUCUAUUUGGGAUGCCACAUAGUAGCAGAAAGGACCCAUCGAGAAAUCUCAAGAAGAGACUCAGGGACUUAUAGAAACAUUGGUUAAGGACGGUUUCCCCUUUAAAUGGGGAAGCAGGCCCAGAAAAGAGAUGAUACUUACCCACAAUCACCCAACUAGUUAGCAGUGGAACCCUAAACUGCACCUUGAAGUGAAGGGUCCCAUAAGAAAGGUGGAUGGAUUCUUCUUAGUGGGGCCAUCUUAGUCCAGAUGCAGCAGGUGAAGGAAGAUGGGCAUUUGAGAAUGGACCCACUGAAAGGUUCCCCAAGUGGUCCUAGCACCAGGAGCUUGUCACGGAGUGUGGGCUUCAUACUGUUGAGCUGCAGGCCCUGCUUGGGGCUUCUGGAAAGGGGACAACCUCUGGGUUGUCUUCUGGGAAGAACAGUCUCUGGUAAGGAGAGGCUGGAGACUCUCUAAAACUGGCCCUGACCCUUCUGAGCUGUGUUUCUCCUCUAGGGGCUGAGCUGGAGGAGAGUAGCAAAAACACGAAGAAGUUGGAUGCCAUGACCCUCAUUAAAGAAGACAUGUCCAUCUUCGGGCACUGCCCUGCCCAUGAUGACUUCUACUUGGUUGUGUGUAACCACUGCAGCCAAGUGGUGAAGCCUCAAGCUUUCCAGAAGCACUGCGAAAGAAGACAUGGGCCCCUCAGCAAGCUUUAUGGCCGGGCCCCACCCCCACCUCCAGCCCCUGCCAGCUCUCAGAAAUGCCAUGUAGUGAAUGGGCAGGGCCCAGCUUGUAGGGCCCCAGGUUCCACGAAAACCUCCUCCAGGGAGAAGGGCCAGGGGUCCCGGAGCCGUGGCCACCAGCCUCCUGAGAAGACCCAGAAGGACAACCUCUGCCUUUUCGUGCCUGUGGUGAAUCUGGAGAAGAUGUCCAGUCUCCCGAAGCCUGAUGGACAUGGAAUCAGGGUGGCCCCACCCUCUGCUUUUCUCAGCCAGCCAGGGGGCCUCACCAAGGACUCCCCUGGAAAACCUCCCAUGGCUCCCCCUUCUAAAGAACCUCCUGGCAGAGAGAACAUCGAGAUCAUCCCCAGUGAGGGGUCCAGUCACUGGGCUGAAGGCAGCCCUCCUGAAAAGGAGCCCAGUGGGACCAGGCUGCCCCCUAAAACCCACCGGAAGAUGGCUCGGAAGGAGUGCGACCUCAACAGGCAGUGUGGGGUAAUAAAUCCAGAGACCAAAAAGAUCUGUACCCGCCUGUUGACCUGCAAGAUCCACUCAGUACACCAGCGCCGGGAAGUCCAGGGCCGGGCCAAGGACUUUGACGUGCUGGUGGCAGAGCUGAAGGCCAACUCCCGCAAAGGGGAGUCUCCCAAGGAGAAGAGCCCAGGGCGCAAGGAGCAAGUUCUCGAGCGCCCCUCCCAGGAGCUCCCCUCCUCAGUCCAGGUUGUAGCAGCGGUGGCUGCUCCCAGCAGCACCUUCUCUGUUCGUGCCAAGCAGACCUACCCAUACUGUGCACUGCCCAGGUCCCGGGCCUCCUCCGAGAGUGAAUUGGAUGAUGAAGGCCCCUGUGGUGGUGAUGGGGACCCAGGCCUGUUCCCCUUCCCCAUGCCCCGGGGUGGGACCCAGGCCUCCAGCGAAGAGAGUGAGGAGGAGGGGACAUCUGACGACCUCCACCCACCCCCUGACUGCCAUUAUGCAACCCGGCCCCCACGGCCACAGGCGUUCUGCACCUUUGGGAGCCGGCUGGUGAGCCCAGGAUGCUAUGUGUUUAGCCGCCGGCUGGACCGGUUCUGCUCAGCACUCAGCUCCAUGCUGGAACGGCACCUCAGCACACACAUGUGGAAGAAGAUCCCACCGGCAGCUGAACCUCCAGCUCACCUUGUCAACUCCCCGUUAUCUGCUCCCCUGAGCCCAUCCUCUACAGGCACCUGCCCCCGCCUUCCAGGUCCAACCCUGAGACCUGCCUGCCCAGCCUCCAUGCCCCCCACCAAGGACAACCUUGUCCCCAGCUACCCUGCAGGCUCCCCCAGCGUGGCGGCUGCCUGUAGCCAGGCAGAGUGCAUGGGCGGGAGCCAGGCUAUCACCUCACCACUGCCUGCCAACACGCCAUCCCCGUCCUUCAGCAAGCUGCCGCCUUCCAAGGCCAGCAAGUCAUCCAAAGGCAAGGACGGGGUGGAGGUGGAGGCCCCUUCUCGAAAGCGGAAGUUAUCCCCUGGCCCUACCACUCUUAAACGGACCUGCAUCCUGGAGCCCACUGGAAAAGGGAAACCCUCUGGCUGUAGGGGCCUCUCGGCCAAAACUAAAACAGCCCUGAGCAUGGGGCUUAAUGGGACAAUGGGGCCAAGAGUGAAGCGGGCAGGGCCCCUGGACUGUCGUGGCUCCCCUCAUCAGCUCCCCACACCAGUCAAGGCUUCUCAGCUGGAGAACCGGGGAGCAGCUGGACACCCAGCCAAGGCCCUGCCAACCAACUGCCUCUCUGAGGAGGAGGUGGCCAAGAAGCGGAAAAACCUGGCCACUUAUUGCCGGCCAGUGAAGGCCAAGCACUGUCAGGCUGGUGCCCCUGCUGAUGUGGCCUGCUCUGUGCGCCGCAAGAAGCCAGGCCCGGCCCUGGCCUUUGAGGAGAAGUGCUCUACACUGAAGGUACUGGAGCUACCUCUGUUCCCUGAAGGAAAGGGAGUUUGAGUCCCUGGGUCACAGCCUAACAUGCCGAGCAGCAAGUCAAAAGCCCAUUAACGAGAAAGUGCCUGCCCACUGCAACGGAGCCGCCAGCACCUCCUCCCCUCCAGAUCCGGGCCCCAGGCUGCUGCCGCUUUUUAUAACUUUAUAUUAUUUUUUUUUAAGAAAAAAAGCUCUUUAAAAUACCUCAAGACUGUCUCCCUGUUCUGUUGCUGCUAUGAAAAUAUAAAAACAGAAACAUAGAAAAGGAAGGAAAAAAAA
Messenger RNA from Homo sapiens (human), 3846 nucleotides. RefSeq names its product ataxin 7 like 2 (gene ATXN7L2). The transcript is spliced from 12 exons. Bases 1474 to 3591 code for a protein of 705 amino acids. NCBI's taxonomy places the organism in Eukaryota, Metazoa, Chordata, Mammalia, Primates, Hominidae. The record is from RefSeq and is a predicted model, not a curated record.